This is a messenger RNA of Paramecium tetraurelia, 2079 nucleotides long. RefSeq lists its product as uncharacterized. Lineage: Eukaryota; Ciliophora; Oligohymenophorea; Peniculida; Parameciidae. The transcript has 5 exons. The record is from RefSeq and is a predicted model, not a curated record. Gene Ontology annotation, cellular component: cytoplasm; nucleus.
AUGCAAUUUAUUAAGGAUAUAUUCAAUAAAGUCGUAGGAACAUAAUAACCAUUAGUAGAAUAAGAGAUUUUUGAUUUUGUAAUUUUAGGAACAAUCUUUAAAUAAGAUGAAGCCAAAUAUACAAAAUUGUAUUUAAAUUUUGAUAUGCUUAGAUCAUCCAAUUCAGAAUUUGUGUUUGAUAAAUUAACAAAUGAUGAGUUUGAUCAUAUUCUGAUUGUUCGAUUACACAGAGCCUCUAAAUCUUAUAAUAACGCAGUUGGUUCAAAGGAAGGAGACUUUUAUUUUAAUAUUUCAUUUUUUAAAUCAAUACAAUAUUAACCGUUAAACGAUUCUAUAGAUGAGUUUAGUAUAGAUUUGAUAGACAUUAAAGGCAUUAAAUGGAGUGUAAGGAUCCAUUUCCCAAAAAACACAAAAUAAGACAAUUUAAAAAUUUUAAAUUUUAAAUUGUAUUUAAAUAAAUUAAUUUGGAUUCAAAAAACCAAAAAGGCCCUCCCAAAAAGUAUAACUGAACUAGAUAAUUUGAUUCCUUCAAAGUAAUGCUCCAAAUUUGAGAUGCCUAUUUAAGUACACUAAAAAUAAAUGAAUAACACCUACAUGAGAGUAGAUAGAUCAAUUUUAUCAUUAUCAACUACUAGAACUAUUUUAGAUUAAGAAACUAUAGGAGAUGUUAUCAAUUACCUUUUGCAGCAAGACGAUAACUCUAUAUAAUAAAUUUAUGCAGGUAAAUUAUAUAUACUCUACACAUCAUCGGCAGAAAUAAGGCUAAUAAGCCCUUUGGUCAUUAUGACUUUAAAUAUUGCAUCUAAUACAGAGAGUAGGAUAGAACUAUACAAUUAAGAUAGACAAUUACUAUUAAUUUAAUCGAUAAAAGAUUUAGCCAAUUUUUAAGUAGAUACAAUUGAGAACUUUCUAAGUUGGGUUAAUUUUGAUGGAUAAAAUUAGAUUGUUUUAUAUUUGAAAUUUGAUACUUUAGAUGGAGCUAAAUCUAUGGCUUCAAUUUUAUCGAAAUCAAAAAUAAGCAUGAGAAAGAAACAAAACUUAUUAUUAGAGACUUCUUCUUCAUUUAGUUAAAUUUCAAUAACUACGAUUAAUGUAAAUGAAUCGUAUAACUAAUAAGUUUAAUUUAAAAAAUAAAAGAAAUACAUUUAUAAAGAUGAUCUAUCUACAAUAAAAGGAGGUUUAAAGAAGGCAACUACUAAAAAGAUUUUAUAAAAUGAAGCUGAUACUCUAAUAAUUUUAGAAGAUAAAACGAUUUCAUUUAUCAAUUAUAAUAGAACCUAUUAAAUUAAUUAACAUAUUAAAUUUGAUAAAACAUAUUUUGACAGUAAUUCUAAAAAGUUAGUUUUAUAUAUAUAGUUUUAAUAUGUAUUACACAUAAUUGAUUUAGGAACUGAAACUCACGAUAUUAUUAAAUUAAAUUUUUAGAUUGCAGAUGUUUGCUCUUAUGAAAAGUAAUUUAUAUUAUUAGGUAAUUAAUCAGUAUAUGUUUUAAUUGAGGGGAAAUCUAUUUAAAAAAUUAAUGAAAUAGAUUAAAAUUUGAUUGAUAACUACCAAAUUAUAAGAUGCUCGAUUAAUGGAUCUAUUAUUAUAGGCAAAUUUUAAGGUUUAGUGCUUGUAUUUGAUAAUAUUUAAACGAUGAAAUAAGUAAAUACUUUCGAAGGAUUAGGAGAUCUUAUCCAAGAUAUUGUAUUAAGUACAGAUGAACAGUUUAUCAUAAUUAAUAAUUCUUAAUAUAUCCAAUAUUAGUAAAUAAUAACAAAUCAUUAGAAUGGUUAUAAGUAAAAGUUAGAUAUGAAGCCAUCUCCAAUUAUAAUUUAGUUACACCCUGAAGAUUUGAUUUUGAUGGGAAUAUAUAAUUAUCCAAAUUUUUAACAUGUUAGGAUGGAUAAAAAAAAUAAGGUUAUUGCAGCUUAAUUUGAAAACUUGCAAGUGAUCUGGAAUGUUUAAUAAAUAACUCAUCAGUAACAAAAUUCAUAUCAAAUUUUCAUCCUCCCUGAAGAAAUCUUUGAUCAGCAAUAUAGAGAAGAAGAUAUUAUAAUUCUUUCUGAAUCAAAGAUUUUUAUUAGAGAAUGUUCUUGA